Messenger RNA from Zerene cesonia (dogface butterfly), 1756 nucleotides. Its product is annotated as fatty-acid amide hydrolase 2-B-like. The record is from RefSeq and is a predicted model, not a curated record. The transcript is spliced from 6 exons. The coding region runs from base 43 to 1623 and encodes 526 amino acids. NCBI's taxonomy places the organism in Eukaryota, Metazoa, Arthropoda, Insecta, Lepidoptera, Pieridae.
AAUAGAAAAUUGCGUAAUAUUGCAUUAAGACUUUGUGUGGCAAUGGAUUUCAUACAUCCAACUCCAUUUCAAUACAAAAUAAUAAAUUGUCUGCGUGUUAUUUUAGCUGGUAUAGCCAGGUUUAUUUUCAGUUUGUUUUCAUGUUGUCGCAAGAAGAAAAUCCCUCCAAUACAUUAUGAUAUUCUAAAACAACCAGCAAUUGAAGUGGCGAGGAAAAUUCGAAAUAAAGAGAUCACGAGCGUCGAAGUUUUAGAAGCAUGUAUAAAAAGAAUAAUCGAUGUGAAUUCAACCCUCAAUUGCCUUAUUGAAAAUCGCUUCGCCGCGGCAUUAAAAGAAGCUAAAGAGGCUGAUUCAUUCAUACGUAGUGGAAUUAAGUCCGAGGAACAAUUAUUGAAAGAGAAGCCUUUUUUUGGCGUUCCUUUUACAACUAAAGACAGUAUUUCUGUCAAAGGUCUUCAUAAUACAGCUGGUUUAUAUUCUGCAAGGCAUAAUAUAGCAGACAACGAUGCCAAAGUGAUUAAAUUACUCCGAGACAAAGGUGCUAUUAUUAUUGGUAUAACAAAUGUGUCGGAAUUGUGCUUAUGGUGGGAAAGUUACAAUAAAAUAUAUGGUAGAACAAAAAAUCCUUAUGACACCACGAAGAUAGUCGGUGGGUCAUCCGGCGGAGAAGGCGCUUUGCAAGCGGCGGCUGGAAGUUGUUUCGGUAUCGGAUCAGAUAUUGGAGGCUCAAUUCGUAUACCAGCUUUAUUUAAUGGAAUUUUUGGUCAUAAACCUUCCAAAAAAAUAGUUUCUAAUGAUGGACAAUUCCCUGAAGUAAAGUCAGAACAAGAGGAGACCUGUUUAGUAAUUGGACCGAUGACAAGGCAUGCUGUAGAUUUAAAACCUAUACUUAGUAUUAUAUCUGGAGAAAACAGUUACAAACUCAAGUUGGAUCAACCUGUUGACAUGCGAAAAAUUAACGUAUACUAUCAAAAAAAUAUCAACGCUCCACUAACAGAUCCAGUUGAUCAAGAAAUAGGAUCAGUUUUGCAAAAAGUUAUAAGAUUCUUUGAAACAAAGUAUCAAGUUAAGGCCGUUAAGACAAAUAUAAAGCUUUUAAAGGCGUCUGCACCUAUAUGGUUUGCGAGUACAGUUUCGGAGCCACGUCUUAGGACCUAUGUUACGGAAAACGGAGACUGCAGUGAGCGUGCGAUCAUACAAGAAAUCAUGAAGAGCAUAUGUGGCCAUUCUGACAAGACGUUAAUAACUUUAAUGAUCGCGUUGACUGAUGACGUGGAUCUAAAGAGCGAUACAUAUAAGGAAAACCGUUUACUUGGGGAAAAACUAGAAGAUAUAUUUAAAGAGAUGCUGGGAGAUAACGGCGUCUUCAUAUUUCCAACACAUCCCACAGCAGCCCUAUAUCACAAUGAACCUCUAUUUAGGCCGUACAAUUUUUUAUAUACCGCCAUUUUUAAUAGUCUUGGUUUUCCAGCCACUGCUGUACCCUUAGGUUUGAACCGCAGUGGGCUUCCAGUAGGAGUACAAGUGAUUGCUAAUCAUAAUAACGAUAGACUAUGUCUAACAGUCGCAGAGGAACUGGAAAAAGAAUUUGGUGGUUGGGUUGAACCACAAAGGAAAAAAUAAAGUACAUGCAGCAUACUGAAUGCCCAAAGGGAUUUUCUAACGACUUAAUCUAUUUAUCAUGUAUAUUAUAUGAAUUUAUUGCUUUCUUAAUACUUAAGUCUUACCGAAGCGGGGCUAAACGUUCUUUAUUGAG